Molecule: messenger RNA, 1691 nt
Organism: Theobroma cacao (cacao)
Lineage: Eukaryota; Viridiplantae; Streptophyta; Magnoliopsida; Malvales; Malvaceae
Product: UDP-N-acetylglucosamine-N-acetylmuramyl-pyrophosphoryl-undecaprenol N-acetylglucosamine protein
Cellular component (GO): membrane
Source: RefSeq, a predicted model, not a curated record
ACAGCCUACCUACAGGUUAACUCGAUUCUAAAUAUGCCUGUGUUCAAUUGAAGAUGUCAUGAUUUUUCAAUGAAUUCCUAGACAGCAUAACACUUUGUUGUGAUCACGAGAAUUUGCAGAAUUCCAAUUUGUUGAUUCUAAGCUUAUCGGUGCACGACCGACACACAUGAAUUCCCCGCUUGCUUAAAACAUGGACCCGAAUUCCCAUCCUACUCAGUCAACCUCAUGAACUUGUUAGCCUUCUUUUAUCUUUUACAUAUAUAUGCACGAAACCUCACUGCUUUUCUGUCAUCUUUGCGUUGUCUUUGAAAGCUUUGUGGUUAGUCUCUGGCUCCCUCACCAAUGAUAUCAGCAAACAUGAAAGGAGGAGGAGAUUCUUGGCAACCAGCCAUGACUGUCAACACAACUACCACAAUCUACUGGUUCAACUGGAGGGUCUUGCUUUGUUCCAUUUGGGUCUUGAUCACAGCCACUUUUUCCUUUAUUCUUAUAUGGAAAUAUGAAGGUUUCCGCAAAUCUAGUCACAGUAAUGGAGAAACUCAGCAAGAUACAGCAGGAUCUCUUCAUGAGGAUGAGACUUGGAGGCCAUGUUUAAAAGGAAUUCACCCUGCUUGGUUACUGGCUUUCAGACUUGUUGCUUUCUUUGUUCUUCUGAUAUUGCUAAUUGUCACCUCUUUUGUCGAUGGAGGCAGCAUUUUCUACUACUAUACUCAGUGGACUUUCACAUUGAUCACCAUCUAUUUUGGGCUGGGAUCAGUGCUCUCCAUGCGUGGAUGUUACCAAUACCACAAAAGGGUUAGUGGCGACAAGGUUGAUAACGUAGAGUUAGAUGCAGAGCAAGGAAGCUAUGAAGAUACUAUAGGUGGAGAAACCUCUAACAAUGCAGCAAAAAACCCUGAGUGUCCUGAGGGUCAUUCUGUUCGCCAACCUGCAGGCACUUCGGGUUAUGUCUUUCAAAUAAUCUUCCAGAUGAAUGCCGGUGCUGUUUUUCUUACAGAUUGUGUUUUUUGGUUCAUAAUUGUCCCUUUUCUUGCAAUCAAAGAUUACAAUCUGAGUGUUCUGGCCAUAAAUAUGCAUUCUAUCAAUGCUGUCCUCCUGCUUGCUGAUACCGCUUUCAACUGCUUGCGCUUUCCUUGUUUCCGGAUCGCAUACUUCUUCCUCUGGACAGUGAUCUAUGUUAUAUUCCAGUGGCUUGUUCAUGCUUGGGUGAAUGUCUGGUGGCCAUAUCCAUUUCUUGAUCUGUCAUCUCCAUAUGCUCCCUUAUGGUACUUUUCGGUGGCAUUGAUGCAUUUCCCAUGCUAUGGUCUCUUUGCUUUGAUGGUAAAGCUGAAGCACUAUGCAUUUUCAAGAUGGUUCCCUGACUCCUAUCAGUGUAUGAGGUAGCUUCAACUGGUGGGUUUAUGCAGACAAUUGGUUAGAAGGUCUUUGAAUUUUUUUCCCCCAUAAAAGAUACAGACAAUGCAUCAAAUGGCAGAUAUAACAUAAUUGGAACUUCAGGAUUCUUGCAUCAGAAACUUGACAGAAGGUGUUGAUACAUCAGAUUGAGUUUUGGAAGAUACAAAACAGGCCAAGCAAGAAAGCAGGCAAUCUUUGUUUGUACAUCCAUUUUAGGGAGUUGUGUAGUAGUUUUUAAGUUGUAACUACCGAUAGAUAUUCAAAAGAAUUCAAAGGAAAAUCUCUUAUUUCUCCAA